AUGGUACAGCGGGCACUAAAGGAAGCAGUAGUAGUCAAGCCCCUAAAGAAAGUGCAUUUCUGUAUUGAGAAAGUGCACCAGAAAGAACCAACCAAGACCCCGACGGCUCCAAUAUUAAUAGACCCUGAGAGAGAUGAUGAUGAGCCUCCUCCAUAUAUACCUGUCACUCCUGCUGCUGUCCUUCAUACUCCACAUUCCAAGCGAAGAGAGAGGGCUUUUGCGAAAGAAAAGGCGGAAAGGGACUUAGAAGUCUACCAGUCCCCAUCCAUGCGAGAACUGCAUGAACUACGGGACAAGAUGGCAGCGUUGGCAGAGAAUGUGACGAAUGGUAUGCAAUUAAGAAGUGGCCGAACACUGGAAUUGUCUUCGGAGCAGGGGCAAAGUGGGGCGGCUGGACUUCACCCCCUGAGAGAAAUGGUGAACCCAGCCCCAGGUGCAGGUCGAGACGGCGUCCCAGCUACAAUACAGACCUAUGUACCUUUCACAUCAACGGAUUUGCUGAAUUGGAAAAUGCAUAACCCAUCCUACUCAGAGAAACCCCAAGUUUUAACCGGUUUGGUGGAAUCUAUUAUGGCCACUCAUCAACCCACUUGGCAGGAUCUACGACAACUCCUAGGCACUAUCCUCAGCACUGAGGAGAGACGCCGAGUGGAUCAGCAGGCUCAGCAGUGGUUGAAGGCCCAUGUCCCAGUCGAAGAAGCUGAUGCCAACGGUUGGGUGGCUGCAAGGUAUCCACUCACAAAUCCGAAUUGGAAUCCGAACAAUACUGCCCAGCUGGAACUAUUGAAAUGGUGUCGCAAUGCAGUGGUGGCUGGCAUGAAAGCAGGAACAGUGAAGGCCCAUAAUCUAAGCAAGAUCGCUGAGGUUCGGCAAGGGCCUGAUGAAACCCCUGGGGCAUUCUUGGAAAGACUGUAUGAUGCAUAUAGAAACUAUACCCCUUGGGAUCCUGAAGAGCCAUGCAACCAACGGACAGUAAACAUGAACUUUGUGUCUCAGUCUGCAACGGACAUCAAGCGUAAACUCCAGAAGCUUGAAGGGUUUGCAGGAAUGAACGUGGCACAGUUAUUGGAAGUGGCAAUGAAAGUGUAUGUAAAUAGAGACGUGGAAAAGGAAAGGCAAGACAAGAAGAAAAUGAAGGAAAAAGCAGGAUUCCUGGCCGCAGCACUUGCGGAAGGGACCCCAGUGCAACGUGGACGUGCCAACCUGAAAUUACCCUCACAGGCAGCAGGCGUAUUCACCCUGGAAGUGCCUCAAUCCGAGGGAUGGCGCGUACUGGCAGCUCUGGCAGAACUAGAACAACCAUCUCCCCUGCCGAUCGGGAUGAGUGAGCUGAUGGAGAUGGCCCCUCCCGGAGUAUGGGCAGAGGGCAACCCACCAGGCCUGGCAGUGAACGCAACUCCCGUGAUGGUACAGAUCAAGCCUCAAGCCCACAUUCCUUCCAUAAAACAAUACCCGAUCAGCAGAGAUGCUCUGUUGGGAAUUUCUACCCACAUCGAAAGAUACCUACAAUAUGGACUCUUGAAGUGUUGCCACUCCCCGUGGAACACCCCUUUACUCCCGGUCCGCAAGCCUGGGACAUCUGAUUAUCGACCUGUGCAAGAUUUACGGGCAGUUAAUCUAGCUACGGAAACUAUUCAUCCAGUGGUACCAAACCCUUAUACCCUGUUGGGCCUCAUACCACCAGAAGCAGACUAUUUCACAGUCCUGGACCUUAAAGACGCAUUCUUCUGUGUUCCCCUAGCGGAACAGAGCCAACACAUCUUUGCUUUCCAAUGGCAGGAUCCUUAUACUGGUACCAAGGGUCAGCUCACAUGGACUCGCUUGCCCCAAGGAUUUAAAAAUUCGCCUACUUUGUUUGGAGCUGCGUUGGCAAAAGACCUGGAAAACUUCCCAUCGAUCCCAGGACAGUGUGUCCUUCUUCAAUAUGUAGAUGAUUUGCUCCUGGCCACAAAGGGGCGAGAGGAGAAUGAGAAGGCUACGUUACAACUUCUACACCUCCUGUAUGAAGCUGGAUAUCGGGUCUCCAAGAAAAAGGCCCAAAUGUGUCAACAAACAGUCCAGUAUCUCGGCUUCACUAUCUCGCAGCGCCAACGUGCACUCAGACCAGAGAGAAAGGAAGCUAUUUGUCUAAUCAAAGAACCACAGACACGAAAACAACUGCGUGGGUUCCUGGGAGCUGCGGGUUUCUGCAGGAUUUGGAUCCCUGAUUUUGGGACUAUUGCCAAACCCCUCAAUGAAAGUACCAAAGGAGGGGAACGUGAUCCUUUUGAAUGGGGGCCAGAUCAGCGUGCAGCUUUCAAUCAGCUUAAAAAGAGAUUGAUGCAGGCCCCUGCCUUGGGCUUACCAAACCCAGAUAAACCCUUCCAGCUCUAUGUUCAUGAGCAAAGGGGGGUAGCCGCAGGAGUUCUGACUCAGAUCCUAGGAACUUGGAAAAGACCAGUGGCUUAUCUUUCAAGGCAACUGGACCCCACUGCCAAAGGAUGGCCACCUUGCCUGCGUGCUGUAGCAGCAACAGCACUCCUUGUCCAACAAGCUGACAAACUGACUUUUGGUCAAGAAAUAGUGGUGAAUGUCCCACAUUCCGUACUGACCCUAAUGGAAUACAAAGGAAGCUAUUGGUUGUCCAAUGACCGGAUGGCAAAAUAUCAGGCUCUGCUGUGUGGGAAUCCUAGACUCAAGCUGCAAGUAGUGAACACCUUGAAUCCAGCAACGCUUCUUCCCCUUCCUGACCUGGAAGGGGGCCCAGAUGAGCAUCAUGAUUGCUUGCAAGUGAUGGAUGAAGUCUACUCCAGUAGACCAGAUCUUAAGGAUGAGCCAUUGGACAAUGCAGAUGUAGAAUACUUUACAGAUGGAAGCAGUUUCAUCCGAGAUGGUAAAAGGUAUGCAGGAUACGCAGUUACUACUAGAUGGGGAACGAUGGAAGCCAAACCCCUCCCUAUCGGCACAUCGGCACAGAAGGCAGAGAUCAUUGCAUUGACCAGGGCACUACAACUCUCUGCUGGAUGCACUGUAAACAUUUACACAGAUUCCAAAUAUGCUUUCACAGCUCUCCACGCCCAUGCUGCCCUAUGGAAAGAAAGGGGCCUACUUUCAGCUUCCGGAAAGCCUGUGAAGUAUGGACUUGAGCUUCUCAAUUUACUGGAAGCUGUAUGGGCUCCAAAGGAGGUGGCAGUAAUUCAUUGCAGAGCACAUCGGAAAGGUGACUCCAUCAUCCAAAAGGGAAACCGUAGGGCGGACCUGGCUGCCAAACAGGCUGCCGCGGAAGAUGACAGUACCCUGCAAAUGGCCCUGAUCCCAGAUGUUUUGGAAGGAGUAGAAAAGCCCAUCUACACAGAGGAAGAAGAAGAAUUUGCCGCUGAUGAAGCCAAGGAACAGACUGAGGAUGGAUGGUAUAUCUUGAAGGAUAACCGUGUGUUUGUUCCCCGUGCCGUCGCCAUUGCAGUGGUCAGAGAUAUGCAUCAGUCCACCCACUAUGGCACUAGUGCCUUGGUGGACGCUCUUCAAAGACAGUGUUACAUAGUAGGACUAUCACAGAUAGCCACAACCAUAACUAAGGCAUGUGUACUUUGUGCUAAAAACAAUGCAAAACAGGGACCGCUAGCCCCGCCUGGGGUACAACAUAUUGGAGUGAUCCCCAUGGAAUCUAUUAUAGUAGACUUCACUGACCUGCCCAAGGCACGGGGUUUCCAGUAUCUUUUGGUCUUUGUGGAUACCCUGACUGGGUGGGUGGAGGCCUAUCCGACUAGAACCAAAAAGGCCCGGGAAAUUACUUGUAAAUUGCUCCAUGAAAUCAUCCCUAGGUUCGGUCUCCCACGUGUUAUGGGUAGCGAUAACGGUCCAGAAUUUAUCGCAGUGGUGGUUCAAGAGAUCUCCCAGGCUCUGGACAUUAAUUGGAAAUUGCAUUCUGCCUGGAGACCACAAAGCUCUGGGAAAACUGAAAGAAUGAAUCGGACCCUAAAAGCUCAGUUGGCCAAACUUUGUCAGGAGACCCACAUGAAAUGGACAGAAGCUCUUCCAAUUGCUUUGUUCAGAAUUCGUUGCAGCCCCAAAAGAGCCCUGAAAUUAUCACCUUUUGAGUUAAUGUAUGGCAGGCCCCCACCACUUUCCUUACGGGUCAAUAGUGGGUUGGUAAUUGCUGGGGGACAUGCAUUACGUGACCAAGUACAGUGUCUCGCUCGUGUUCUUUCUUCUCUCCGCAGGUGGAUCCUAGAACGCACCCCGAUUAGCUUAUCUGAGCCAGUGCAUCCUUUCACACCUGGUGACGAAGUCUGGUUGAAAGAGUGGAAGGACGGACCGCUGGCGCCACGGUGGAGAGGACCAUUCCUCGUUUUGCUCUCCACCCCAACCGCUGUGAAGUUGGACGGGGUUGCUCCGUGGAUCCACCACACGCGCGUUAAGCGCUCUGAGGGGACCUGGACGUGUUCUCGUGAUCCAGACUCUGACUUAAAACUGACUCUGCAUCGACAUAACCCUUAA
Zootoca vivipara (common lizard) is the source of this 4476-nucleotide messenger RNA. NCBI's taxonomy places the organism in Eukaryota, Metazoa, Chordata, Lepidosauria, Squamata, Lacertidae. The record is from RefSeq and is a predicted model, not a curated record.